Messenger RNA from Trametes versicolor FP-101664 SS1, 225 nucleotides. RefSeq lists its product as uncharacterized. Gene Ontology annotation, molecular function: protein binding. The record is from RefSeq and is a predicted model, not a curated record. The transcript has a single exon. The annotation marks the transcript as partial. NCBI's taxonomy places the organism in Eukaryota, Fungi, Basidiomycota, Agaricomycetes, Polyporales, Polyporaceae.
GUAGCAUCGUAUAUGGACCCACUCGAUCUGUUCCACCUCGCACGGUUGUGUAGGCCGAUGCAUGUCGCCCUCAUGAAGAAGGCGAAUCGCCACAUCUGGAGGGCCGUGCUCAGGAAGUAUCCGAGCUUUCCGCCUUGUCCUAGGCAUCUCAUAGAACCGUACUAUGUCUCCCUCAUCUAUGGCCGAGAAUGCCACGUGCGUAUAUCAAGUCACUACUUCCACUGA